AUGUCCGGCCUACCAUCAGAUGAUCUCGUCGAAGAUUACAAGAUCUCCUUAGAGGAUCUCACCACCAAUGACCGAUUCCAGAUCAACAACCUCACCGUGAUAGCUAGAGAGAACACCGAACACGCCAUGGCCAUCUCUAGGGUGUUGGAGAAUCAUAUCGGACAGUCGACUCCAUCGUCAAGAACGUUGGAACCCCCCUACACUCUGUUCCUAGGACAACACAUGUAUCAAACCUUUAUGAAUGCGUACGCCACGGUCGACCAAGCUACUCGUCGCAAGCUCGACGAAAUGCUCAAAACGUGGAAGGAGCCUGUGCCGGGCUCACUCGACACUCGUCCCGUCUUUUCCUCCGACAUCACUCGCACCAUUGAGAAUGCUCUGAUUCGAGCACGCACCGCUGCUAUUGAACGAGAGCGACCCCAGGCCCAGGUCAAUCGCGGUCGUGGGACACCUACAGGCCGGCCCAACAACAACACGCCACCGCAAGGCAUGCCUCGUCCGCCACCUCAACACGCCAACAAUGGGCGUCCCAUGCAUACAUCGGCCUUGAUCGCUGCUGCGAGAACCAACUUCGCCAACAGCCCCUUUGACCCUGCUUCUCAGGCGCGUUUGAAAGCGCUGCUUGAUCUCCAGAGUAUUCUGCAAAACCAGCAGCUCACUACAGAUCAGAUAAAGCUCGUCCGAGACCAGGUCUCCGCUAUGGCAACGUCGAACCCAGUGCCCAACGUGCCUGUGGCAGCACCUCCAAUUCCAGUUCCAGCACCCGUAUCAACACCGCCAGCACAGCCCUCGUCGCAGUCACUUCAAAGUCUUCUCAAUUCGUCUACCCUCGCCGAUCUCAUCAAAGCAACAGCAACUCGACAACAACCCACUUCACCUCCCCAGAUCCCCAAUGCUUUCCCCCAGAUGCUCCAGAUGCCUCCAGUCAGCAGUACACCGCAACCUGCUGAAAACCCGCUGAUUGCCCAACUUCGUGCGCGUGGCCUGCUUCCUUCUCAUUCGGCGCCGCCUGUCAUGUCCUCAAGCAGCCCGCCGCCCAUGGGAGGAGGGUCUAUGCCAUUCUUUAUGCCUGGUCAACCACACUCUACACCGCCAGCCCCGACACCACCCCAAGCAGGCGCUUCAUCCGUAGUUCCGAUGAAAACUGCUUUCAUGAAAUUUCCGCGUCUCAACCUUGUGGUCUCUCUGUACGACGCAAAGUCAAACCGAUGCGGCACCUGUGGGCGUCGCUUCCCUACAACAGCUGAAGGCAAAGAAAAGAAAGCAAGGCAUUUGGACUGGCACUUCAAGACUAACCAGCGUAUGGUUGAUGCUUCCAAGCGAGCCCAGAACCGUAGCUGCGAUGAUUCAGGCCCGGCUGACACGGAGGCCACAACCGACGGAGAAGUUGGAGCAGAUGGCAAACCCUCAAAACAAGGACCGCCCAAGGCAUGGAUUAGGGCACCGAAUGAUGCCAAACUUCGCAACACCCCUUGUCCCAUCUGCCAGGAAAUGUUUGAAUCGACUUGGUCGGAAGAUGUCCAGGACUGGAUUUGGCAGGACGCCAUCAAGGUGGCUAGCAGGGUCUAUCACGCCAGCUGUUAUGCCGAAGUGACGGCGAAUGAGGCGCCGCGCAGCUCGACACCGCAAGGACGAAGCGGCACACCGGACUCCAUCCUGGGCAAGCGGAAGGCGGAGGGAAAUGACUCUCCGGGACUCAAUGUGCGGAUUAAGAUGGAGCCUGCAUGA
Molecule: messenger RNA, 1728 nt
Organism: Penicillium waksmanii
Lineage: Eukaryota; Fungi; Ascomycota; Eurotiomycetes; Eurotiales; Aspergillaceae
Product: putative mRNA cleavage factor complex component Pcf11
Exons: 5
Coding region: 1-1728 (575 amino acids)
Biological process (GO): termination of RNA polymerase II transcription
Cellular component (GO): mRNA cleavage factor complex; cytoplasm
Molecular function (GO): RNA polymerase II complex binding; mRNA binding
Source: RefSeq, a predicted model, not a curated record